Messenger RNA from Trichoplax adhaerens, 2148 nucleotides. RefSeq lists its product as uncharacterized. Gene Ontology annotation, cellular component: nucleolus. The transcript is spliced from 25 exons. NCBI's taxonomy places the organism in Eukaryota, Metazoa, Placozoa, Uniplacotomia, Trichoplacea, Trichoplacidae. The coding region runs from base 1 to 2148 and encodes 715 amino acids. The record is from RefSeq and is a predicted model, not a curated record. Gene Ontology annotation, biological process: ribosomal large subunit export from nucleus; ribosomal large subunit biogenesis.
AUGGGUCGACGAAAUAAAACCCAGGAGAAUUUAACGUUAUUACAACUUCAGAAUUAUAUUAAAAGAGAUCCUGGCUCCUAUCGUGAUGAGUUUACACAGCAAUAUCGCUACUAUCAAUCCAAUCUGAAGAUAUUUCAAUUGCAGCCAUCCCAACCAUCGAAAACUAUGAUAGAAUUAAUCAUGUUCAUCAGCCAGGUCGCUCAUUGCUAUCCAGAAGACUUAGAUACAUUUCCGCAAGAGUUAAUCGAUCUAAUUCGGCAAUAUCAAGACGUAUUGGAUACUGACUUGAGAUUGGCCAUAUGCAGGGCAUUAAUUUUAAUCCGAAACAAGAAUCUACUAUCUCCUACUAGUUUAUUAGAGUUAUUCUUUGAAUUAUUUCGCUGUAAAGAUAAGCUACUUAGGAAGACACUAUACAAUCACAUUGUAGCUGAUAUAAGUAAUAUCAAUUUGAAGCACAAAAAUAAUAAAGUUAAUAAGGCUUUGCAAGGAUUUAUGUAUAAAGUACUUUGCGAUGGUGAUGCUUUAGCAACCCGAUAUUCUGUGGAAGUUAUGAUAGAAUUGUAUAAGAAAAGUAUAUGGAAUGACAGUAAGACCGUUAAUGCUAUCGUUUUGGCAUGUUUUUCUAACGUCGCGAAGGCUCGAGUUAUCGCAGUAAAAUUUUUUCUCGGUACGGAUGAUAUUGAAGACGGAUCUGACAGUGACGAUAGUGAUGACGCAGUAAGCAUUUGUAAUUUGUAUUUGCGAAUUUCUUAUGACCAUUACUUAGGAGAACGUCAAAAUUCUUUACGUUACUACCCAACGAAGAUGAAAGGAUUGCUUGUAUCUCAUAAUGUAUCGAAAAAAACUAAAAAGAAAAAGAAAACUUUAGAAAAGGCUCUAGCUGCCUUAAAGAAACACAAAAAGAAGCGUUCUGCUAAAAGUUCGAGUUUUUCUGCGUUGUAUCUCAUUAACGACCCUCAAGCCUUUGCUGAAAAAUUAUACAAAGAACUUGAAAAAGCUGGUGACAAAUUUGAAAUUCGAAUCAUGAUAGCAGAUUUAAUUAGUCGACUAGUUGGUUUACAUCAGCUGUUUCUAUUCAACUUUUAUCCAUACCUCCAAAGAUAUUUACAACCGCAUCAACAAGAAGUUACAAAGUUUUUAACUUUUGUCGCUCGGUCAAGUCAUGACCUUAUCCCUCCUGAGACUCUAGAGCCGGUCUUGAGAACGAUUGUAAAUAAUUUUGUUACUGAGAGAAACUCUAGUGAAGUUAUGGCUGUUGGCCUUAACGCGGUUAGAGAAAUGUGUGCUAAAUGUCCGAACGUAAUGACAGAGGAGCUGCUACAGGAUCUCACGCAAUACAAAUCCUCUAAGAACAAAAGUGUUUUGAUGGCGGCUAGGUCGCUCAUUCAGUUAUAUCGCUAUAUAAACCCAAGUCUUUUGCGUAAAAAGGACAGAGGUAAGCCGAUGGAAUUAUCGAAAGAAGUUGGACCGUUAGCUUUCAGUGAAGUCAAAGCUGCUGGUCAUGUACCAGGAACUGAGUUCCUUGAAGUUUCAGAAAAUGUGGAUGGAGAAGAGGAAAUAGAUUCUGCAAUUGCAUAUGUAGAUUCCGAUGAAGGUACAUCAGAUGAUGAUGCAAUAUCAUUGAACUCAGAAGGUGAAGACGAUGAUGCAUCAAGUAGUGAGGAAAUACCUGCAGAACGUAAAACAGAUAAAAGGGCAGAGAAAGCAAGACGGACAAUGUCGACAGAUAGCGACCAAUUUGAUAAAAUUAGAACAGAGAAAGUACUACGAGAAUUAGAUAUGAGAACUGGUGGUAAAAUGAAAAGGAAGCAUCUUGAAACUAUGGUCGAUAAUGAAAUGGAAAAGGAAUUGAGUAAGCCGAUCAUUUCUCAAGAUGACAUUGAAAUUAUUCAUAAGAAAGCAAGACAUGACAGAGAAUCACGUCUUGCGACAGUUAAAGAAGGUCGAGAAGGACGCGGCAAAUUUACAAAUGAGAAAUAUCGUAUGAACGAAUUUGCUAGCACAUCCCAUAAGGAAAAACGUAAAGGUAAAUCGUUUAUGAUGGUUCGACAAGCAAAAGGAGUACAGAGAAAGAUUAAACGAUCUUUUCGUCAAAAGCAGUUGGCACUAAGAGAUUCAAUGCUAAAACGGCGAAAAUCGAAGCGAUAA